This is a messenger RNA of Cavia porcellus (domestic guinea pig), 4157 nucleotides long. It is a transcript of the gene Nanos3, whose product is annotated as nanos C2HC-type zinc finger 3. The record is from RefSeq and is a predicted model, not a curated record. Gene Ontology annotation, cellular component: perinuclear region of cytoplasm. Gene Ontology annotation, molecular function: zinc ion binding; mRNA binding. The transcript is spliced from 2 exons. Lineage: Eukaryota; Metazoa; Chordata; Mammalia; Rodentia; Caviidae. The coding region runs from base 3469 to 4005 and encodes 178 amino acids. Gene Ontology annotation, biological process: negative regulation of translation; oogenesis.
AGUCUUUUUUUUUUCCUGGUGCAGGGUGGGGGAGGGAGUGUUUAGCUAAGUCACCAAAUUAAGGUGCCCUGGCUGGGUUGGGACUUGGAAUCCUCUGGCCUCACCCUUCCAGAGGGCUGGGAUGACGGGAGUGAGCCACUGUGCCUGACUCGAUUUCCUGUGAAUCAGAUCCUCCACCAUCCCCAGCUUCAGCCGGAGAGGAGCCAGACCCUCAUCCUUCAGUCCUGGCCUUCUAACCCAGUGGGCUGUCGGGGCAGGAAAGUACAGCUGCCUGCCCUGUGCCCACCCUGGACUGGCCAGAUGAUCCCCUGGUCUGAGCUCUGCCCUGACAGCUGAAAGGGAACCCAAGGUUGUCGUGGGAGGACAGCAGGGAACCCCAGAGGCCACACAGGUGUCACUGAAAUGUGGAUCCUGGACUGCCAGCCUGGACAGCCUGGGCCCUCGCUGUGACCCCACGGAGACCCCCCUCGAAUGGUCUGUCUCCCAAGUCCUGACCCCUCUUCCUCUGCCUGUCAGCGUGCCAUACACAAACACACACACAGGUACAUGCACUCUGGUACACAACACAGGACUGUUUUGAACUUUGCUUUUCUUUUUUCUUAAAGACAGGUCUUGUCUUGUAGUUCAGGCUGGCCCAGAACUCACUAUGUAGCCCAGGCUAGCCUGGAACUCGCAAUGACCCUCCUGCCUCAGCCUCCCGAGCGCUGUUGACUUGGGUAGGAAUAGAUGCAGCAGGCCAGCCUUCCCAGGUACCGUGGGACGGGCGAGGGCUCCCUGGUGGGCUACUACGGAGUGUGGGCAGGGCCCGACCGCAACCCAGGAGCCCCCAGAGGCCCUCGGUCCCCACAGUGAGUUCAGGGAGGGGGAGGGGAGUGACAGGCCAGGGGAGGGUCGGGGUUGCAGGGCCGGCCUCUCCCGGUGGACUCCAAGAGCAGGAGACGGCUGGACAGACACAGGAAGGCGCAGCCAGCCGCUGACUGCGACCCGAUUCCAGGGACAAAGAGACAGGCGGCCCCAGAUAGCCGCGGAGGGCGGGAAGCGAUGCGGAGGACAAAGAGACCGCAGGCAGGGGCGGGGCGACCACGGCCGCGCCCAUCCAAUUAGCGUCGUUGACCCGCCCCUGCCCGAAGCCACACCCCUGCCCCGCCUCCUGGCGUCCAGACUUUUAGUCCCCUGAUGUCCCGGGGUUGGGGCUACCUCGUGCUGGGCCUUCUCACCUCUUACAGGACCAGAGCAAAGCCCUGCGCGGAGAGCCAGCACCCUGACGGAGAAGGGCUGUCCCCAAGACACCCGUACCCCCCACCUCGUGUGACCUCGUGGUUUUUAGUGUCCCAAUUGAUUUGAGGCUUGAGUUUGGGGGCCAGCUCCAUGCAGGCCUGUGGGGGUGCCUUAGAAGGGUCGUCCUGGGGACCUUCAGGGCUGGGAUCUGGUGGAGAUGCUGGGGCCUUUGGGCCUCAGGCAUUGUGGGGUUCACCCAGAGACUGCGCUGGAUUGCUUUGGGGUCAUGCCAAAGGCUCUCUUGGGUUUGCUUUUUCCUGGGUGCCGUAGGGGACUAGGGUUUUUACUUCCUUUAUUUUAUUGCAUUUAUUGUUUUUGGUACCUGGAAUGGAACUCACGACCUUGCACUUGCCAGGCAAGCGCUAUGCCUCCUAGCUGUCCACCUGCAGUGCAACCACUCACCCACCCUCUGUGGCUGGCCCACCACCCACUCAUCCUCUGGGGCUGCCUGCCCUGGGGUAGGCCUGGCUGUUCACAGCAACCCACAGGCACAGGUGGAAAGCAGAGCACUGCAUUGUAUUGAAGCCUUGUUUAUCAGGGCUGCAGAGGCGCAGGAAAGCAUUACAUUGUAUUAAAAUGACUUGUUUAUCUCUUAGUGCAGCCCUGUCCUCCGGGCUGCCAGACAUCCUGGGGUCACUGGGAAACAACUCCUUCCUCUCCCCUUCCUAGACUCUGUGGGCUCAGACCCCCAAGCUGGGGGAGGAGGCAGUACCCCCCCACCCCACCCCCGUCAAGGAUGGGAUUUCUUCCAAUGCCUGAUUACUUCUUGUGACCGUCUCUGCUGGUCCCAAAUGUAAGGGCUGGCAGUUGGCAACUGCUGUAUCAGGACUCAACUCAGGACCUCGCACUUUCCAGGAGGCGCUGUGCCGCUGAGCUACAUCCCCAGUACUAAGGGUCCAUAGCCCUGGCCCCCUGCUGCACCCCUCUUCGGGUCCCUGAGAUGCUGCCCAAGGGUUUGGGGGAACAUUCAACCUGUCGGUGAGUUUGGACGACUCAGGCAAACCAUCGACCGUUGAGUGGACCCCGAGGCCUGGAUCUGCCAUCCUCCAUCUCGAACCCCACCUCCCUGGGCUGGGGCCAUCGUACCCCUAAGGUCACAACCAACAUUCAUUUCUGUCGUGGGUUGUGAGGACCGCGGCCAGACUCCCAGGGGGAUGAAUGUCACUGCAGGCGGGGGGGGGUGUGUGGCAUGGGACUGGUGGGGAGCCCCCCCCAGUCUGCCCCAGCAGUAUUGGGGAUUGAGUUCGCAGUGUCUGCGCUGAAGUGCAUCCCCAGCUUUGUUUUGUUUUGUACUUCUUGAGACAAGGUCUUGCUUGUCUCAUCAAUAAACUUAAGACAAGGUCUUAAAUCACCCAGGCUGGACUCCAACUUGUGACCCUCCUGUCUCAGCCUCCUAGAGUGUGGUUGCUGGGGGGAUCACAGGCUGGGGACCCCUCUCUGAAAGGACAUGGUGAGUUUUGCUCAAUAAAGUUUUCUUCGAUGGCUGGAGGGGCUGUGGAUCACAGGGUGGGCAGGGGACGGGUACAGGGUCGCAUGGAGGGGUGAUGGACGGUUGAGUGGAUGGACAGAGGUACAGACUGAUUGGAGUGUGCAGGCAGCAGGCCUCUCUGGGAGGGAGAAAGCUGUCAGACCUCAGCUUUGCUGACCUGGGUGCCUGGGUAUCUGUCCCAGCCGGGUCACUCCUGGACACAGCCCACCUCUGACCCCUCCUGCCCCAGGGGUUUCCAUCUCCCCUCUCUCCAGAUAACCAGAUAACUGCACUAUUCACCCCAAGAGCCCGGGGCAAGACAGAAAUUACUAAAUUGCUGGUCACCCCAGCUCUGUCUUUAGGGCAUGGCAGGGCCCAUCACCCUGGGGGAAGCUGGAGGGGAGGUCUCCCACCAGGAACAGCCCCCCAAUGACCGGGCCCUGGCCCUGUGUGGGGGCGGUGGGUGCACCCAGCAAGCAUCCUGGCCCCCAAGACUUGUGCCUCCAGCAGGUGGAGUGAUGGGUCAGCAAGGCCCCCUGGGACCUCAUUAGCCUGCGGCCCCUCCUCUCCUCCCAGCCCCUUACAGGUAAAAGGUGGGGAGCAGCCUGGACUCCAGGCUCAGCAUCAGAGCAGGGUGGGGGAGCAGGGCUGAGGUGCCUGCUGGGCCGGGAGCCCGGCUGGAGUUCUCCCCUCUGCCCUCUCCUGGAGUGUGGGCACCAGCCAUGGGGACCUUUGACUUAUGGACAGACUACCUGGGGCUGGCACGCCUGGUUGGGGCUCUGCGUGGGGAAGAGGAGCCUGAGGCCAGGGUGGACCCCCCGCCGGAGCUUCCGGGGAACGCAGCUCCAGAACCAGAAGGCCAGAAACUCAGCCCGGAGCCCGCGGCCGCCCCGGAGCGACUGUGCUCCUUCUGCAAGCAUAAUGGCGAGUCUCGGGCCAUCUACCAGUCUCAUGUGCUGAAGGAUGAGGCAGGCAGGGUGCUGUGCCCCAUUCUGCGCGACUACGUGUGUCCCCAGUGCGGGGCCACCCGCGAGCGCGCCCACACCCGCCGCUUCUGCCCGCUCACCGGCCAGGGCUACACCUCCGUCUACAGCUACACCACCCGCAACUCGGCCGGCAAGCGGGUGGCCCGGCCAGACAAGGCAAGGACACAGGACCCCGGCCACCGCCGAGGAGGAGCAGGAGCAGCAGGCUCCAAAGGCGCCGGGAAGGCGGCUGCACCUUCGCCCUCCGCCUGCUGCCCCACCACGUCUGCGUAGGGGCUGCACGCAGAUGCGACUACACCUGCCUGCGGACCCCAGCUCCGCGGAGGCCGGACUCCAGGGACACGCCCCCACGCCGAAAGCCCAGCCCUUGGACACGCCCCUAGUCUAAGCCCCUACCCUGCAUCAAUAAACACCACUUUCACGUA